Messenger RNA from Bradysia coprophila, 1276 nucleotides. RefSeq lists its product as uncharacterized. Gene Ontology annotation, biological process: regulation of transcription by RNA polymerase II. The record is from RefSeq and is a predicted model, not a curated record. NCBI's taxonomy places the organism in Eukaryota, Metazoa, Arthropoda, Insecta, Diptera, Sciaridae. Gene Ontology annotation, molecular function: DNA-binding transcription factor activity, RNA polymerase II-specific; RNA polymerase II cis-regulatory region sequence-specific DNA binding.
AACAACUAAUACCUAGACUGUUAUGCAUGCUGGGAGUGUUUACAUGCUGUUUAUGUCAAGUUUAUUGAUUACUAAAUUAUUCGCUUCAUGUUUGCUGUCGUUUCAAUGCAUUUUUACAUUGAUUGCCAGACUAAUUCUAAAGGCUUCACAGAACUGAACUGGUCCGAUCAUGUUCUCUGAUUGUGGUACUGUAAUAAUCAAAAAUGAACCAAUUGAUACGGACGAUUCAUUUGUCUUCAUUAACAGUGUAGUAUCGAAUAGGCCGAAAACUAUCAUUUGCUCAGAAAGCGAAUAUUUGGCGGGAGGAAAUGUGCUAUUCGAAUCGAUAAUUGUUAAAGAGGAAGAGGAUCAAAAGUUGUACGACUCAUCGACUGCUUUAGACGUUAACCGCUAUUCGUCGAAGUCAUUUGUAAAGCUUUGGGAGUGCUAUAUUUGCAGACAUGUACCGGCCAAUACUGUUGAUUUACGUAGACACAUCCGUAUGCAUCAUCCGAGACAACAGGAAACUACUCACUCCGUGCCGGUCACCAAAGAACGCUCCACAUUUCCAAGUAAAUACCACCAUAAAUUGAUACACAAGAGAGAAAAAUCAUUUGCUUGCGACCAAUGUGAUCGGAAAUUUUCACGCAGGUCUUUGCUUACACAACACAAGCGUAUUCACAAUGGAAUCAAACCGUAUGCGUGUGGUGAAUGUGAUAGAAGGUUUGCGGAUGCAUCGUCCUUUCGUAGACACAAACAAACACAUUCAAAAGAGCGUCCAUUCGCUUGCGACUUAUGCGAUCAAAGAUGCGCGCGGAAGUCGACAUUGAUUCGUCAUUUAGGAACGCAUAUCGGCAUGAAAUCCUUCGCUUGCAGUAUUUGCGGCAAGAAAUUUUCCCGCAAUUCAACUUUAAACCAUCACAAAGUGCUUCACAGCGGACAAUACCCGUUCGAAUGCGACAUAUGUAGUCGAAAAUAUGUAACCAAAUCAUCAUUAAGUUAUCAUUUACAAACGCAUAACAGGGGAGAAAAACCUUUUAAAUGUGACGAAUGUACUCGAAGUUUUGGGUCGAAAGGAACGUUAAAUCAGCACAAGAAAGCCCAUAGACUGAAGAUGACAAAAUCGGGUGAUCAACGUCUACAGCUGAGGCAACAAAAACAAAACCGAUCCAAUGAAUCGACGAAAAAGGGCGAUUCAAAUGUUACAACGUCGAGGACGAACAAAAAGAAGAAAAUGAGCCAGUACACUAUGUUGAUGAAUAAAUGUAAAUCUUUGCGCAAGAUUUAACAAUAAUUA